AUGUUAAGAUUGAAGGUAGAAAAAUUUAUGAAUCAAAAAAGAAAGUUUGAAAGAGAACAGCAAUUUUUCAUUACUAGACAAUAAUAUUUCAAGAAAAUUGAAAAUACUGACAAUCAUUUAUUUUUGGAGGGGUUAGAGAAAGUAAAUUUUGAAUAAGCUGAGCAAUAUUACCAAAAUUUUAGUGAAAACACAUUUGAAAUUAUAAAGUCAGGCUUUAUUUCUAAACUUUCUUACCUAUUCAUCUCAAAUUAAAAUUAAAUUAUGAAGUACUUCAACCUUCUCAUACCUGCUCUUGUUAUAUUAUGUAAAGAAUCCUAUUGUAAAUUGAUAUAACAAGAACAAAUUAAAGUUGUUCCUUUAUUUUUUGAAGUUAUUAAACUUCAAGAUAUAGAAUUAAUUGAUUAUGCUUUAAAUGGAUUAACUAUGUUAUCAAAAUAUAAAUUUGCAAAUUUUUAUACUGAAGAGCUAAUACUUUAUUUAAUAGAGUUAAUAAAUUUAUAAGAUUCAAAUCUAAAUGUAGCAUAAAUUUAUUAAUUGAUUUCGAAAUGGCCAAAAGAUACAUUAUCCAACAAGAUAAUUGAUUAAUUGUUUAGUCCAAGAUUUCAAACUUCAAUAAAAUUUUAUUUAUUUAUAGAUUCUUGUACAAUUUUAAAUUUUCUCUUCAAAUUACUAGAAAAACAUUUGGAUUUGUUUUUUAUUGUUGAUAAUUAAUUUGUAUAGAUAAUCUCAAGAUUAUGUGAUUAAUCUAAUUAUGAAAGAACUGUUUAAGUAUUGUAUUAUAUAGAAUAGGUAUUAUAUUUCAUGAAACAUUUUCUACUCUCUCAGAAUUUAGGUCUUUCAUAAUGUAUAGAUUAUAGUCCAUUAAUUCUAAGAGUUAAAACUAUUUAAUAAGCAGACAAUUCACUUAAUUUUUUAAUUGAUGAAAUUUUAAAGCUAUUAAACUUUUAGAGAUCACCAAAAGAAAUAAAAUAAAAAAUAGAAAUUCUCAAUGAAAUAUGA
This is a messenger RNA of Paramecium pentaurelia, 999 nucleotides long. The record is from the annotation of a GenBank genome assembly. NCBI's taxonomy places the organism in Eukaryota, Ciliophora, Oligohymenophorea, Peniculida, Parameciidae.